This is a messenger RNA of Lolium rigidum, 2286 nucleotides long. RefSeq names its product phospholipid:diacylglycerol acyltransferase 1. The transcript has 6 exons. The record is from RefSeq and is a predicted model, not a curated record. The coding region runs from base 5 to 2056 and encodes 683 amino acids. Gene Ontology annotation, cellular component: cytoplasm. Gene Ontology annotation, biological process: lipid metabolic process. Lineage: Eukaryota; Viridiplantae; Streptophyta; Magnoliopsida; Poales; Poaceae.
CGCCAUGUCGCUCCUACGGAGGCGGAAGCAGCCGCAGCCCCCUCCACCUCCCUCGCCGGGCGACGACAGCAAUGGCUCCGACCACGACGACAAGAAGCCGCAGGCGCCCUCCACCUCCGCCGCCCCCUCCGCGCCGCCGCCGCCGAAGCGGGCCAAGCCCAAGCCGUGGUCGUGCGUCGACAGCUGCUGCUGGCUCGUCGGCUGCGUCUGCUCCGCCUGGUGGCUGCUGCUCUUCCUCUACAACGCCAUGCCGGCCUCCUUCCCGCAGUACGUCACCGAGGCCAUCACCGGCCCGCUCCCGGACCCGCCCGGGGUCAAGCUGCACAAGGAGGGGCUGCGCGCCAGGCACCCCGUCGUCUUCGUGCCGGGGAUCGUCACCGGGGGGCUAGAGCUGUGGGAGGGGCACCAGUGCGCCGAGGGGCUCUUCCGGAAGCGCCUAUGGGGCGGCACAUUCGGCGACGUAUACAAGAGGCCUUUAUGCUGGGUUGAGCAUAUGUCGUUGGACAAUGAAACUGGAUUAGAUAAACCAGGAAUCAGGGUUAGGCCUGUCACGGGCCUCGUUGCAGCAGAUUAUUUUGUCCCUGGAUAUUUUGUCUGGGCAGUCUUGAUUGCCAAUUUAGCUCGUAUUGGAUAUGAAGAAAAGAACAUGUACAUGGCUGCGUAUGAUUGGAGGUUAUCAUUCCAGAACACUGAGGUCCGUGAUCAAACAUUGAGCAGAAUAAAGAGCAACAUUGAACUCUUGGUAGCGACUAAUGGUGGAAAUAGGGUGGUGGUGAUCCCACAUUCCAUGGGAGUUCUCUAUUUUCUUCAUUUUAUGAAGUGGGUAGAAGCACCUUCUCCCAUGGGUGGUGGUGGGGGUCCCAAUUGGUGUGCGAAGCACAUCAAAGCUGUAACAAAUAUUGGUGGACCUUUCUUAGGAGUUCCGAAGGCUGUUGCUGGGCUUUUUUCGUCUGAAGCCAAAGAUGUUGCUGUUGCUAGAGCUAUUGCACCAGAAGUGUUGGACUCUGAUUUUCUUGGACUUCAGACCUUGCGGCACUUGAUGCGUAUGACCCGUACAUGGGAUUCAACAAUGUCAAUGAUCCCUAAAGGUGGUGAAACUAUUUGGGGAGGUUUCGAUUGGUCUCCAGAAGAUGGCUUUGAGUGUAAAUCUAAAAAGAAAAAAGUCAACGAUUCUGAGGCUUCUAAGGAUGUUAAUGGGGAACCUGUCGAAGUUCAUCAGGAGCCUGUAAACUAUGGAAGAAUGGUAUCUUUUGGAAAAGAUGUAGCAGAAGCUCCGGUAUCAGAUAUUGAGCAGAUAGAAUUCCGGGAUGCUGUCAAAGGCAGUAAUCUUGCCCAUUCAAAUACAUCAUGCCGAGAUGUGUGGACAGAGUAUCACGAAUUGGGGUGGGGAGGAAUAAAGGCAGUUGCAGACUACAAAGUUUACACUGCCAGCUCUAUCAUAGAUCUUUUUCACUUUGUUGCUCCAAGGAUGAUGCAGCGUGGUAGUGUUCAUUUCUCUUAUGGAAUUGCUGAUGACUUGGAUGAUCCAAAAUACAAUCACUACAAGUAUUGGUCAAACCCCUUGGAGACAAAGCUACCAAAUGCGCCUGAAAUGGAAAUAUUUUCAAUGUAUGGAGUAGGCAUUCCCACGGAAAGAGCAUAUGUCUACAAGUUAUCCCCACAGGCGGAGUGCUAUAUACCCUUUCAGAUAGACGCCUCAGCUGAGGGUGGUGAUGAGAACAGCUGCUUGAAAGGUGGUGUUCACUUGUCUGAUGGUGAUGAGACUGUCCCAGUUCUUAGUGCGGGCUAUAUGUGUGCCAAAGCAUGGCGUGGCAAAACUCGCUUCAACCCUUCUGGCAGCAAGACUUACGUGAGAGAGUAUAGUCAUUCUCCACCCUCAACUCUCCUCGAAGGCAGGGGCACACAGAGUGGUGCGCACGUUGAUAUCAUGGGAAACUUUGCUUUAAUGGAGGAUAUCAUCAGGAUUGCUGCUGGGGCAACUGGUGAGGAACUUGAUGGUGAUCAGGUGUAUUCUGAUAUUUUCAAAUGGUCAGAGAAGAUCAAGCUGAAGUUAUAACAUCUACGUGAAGUUAGUAGGAAAUGAUGCAUCUCUUAUGAGGACGCAUAUUUUAUUCUCUGAUUAAAUUCUAUUAAUUUGAUGUAAUGAUUUUCCUCUUGCCUCAUUGCAAUAUUGUGAAUUGGCCUUGUAUAUUAAAAAUGUAUAGAUGCAAGUCGUGAUACUUUUUGUAGGUUCUUUGUGAUGAUGUGAAGAAAUAUCGUGCAGAUUAUUUGCAUGUUGAUCGGUCA